Molecule: messenger RNA, 3063 nt
Organism: Helianthus annuus (common sunflower)
Lineage: Eukaryota; Viridiplantae; Streptophyta; Magnoliopsida; Asterales; Asteraceae
Exons: 6
Coding region: 1-3063 (1020 amino acids)
Biological process (GO): DNA integration
Molecular function (GO): zinc ion binding; nucleic acid binding
Source: RefSeq, a predicted model, not a curated record
AUGGCAUAUGAUCCUUUUGAUGAUGAUGAGUUUAUUGACACAAAUAAUGAUGCGGAUGACGAAGAUCUUGGCUCAAAUGUGGAACAUAUUACAACAGUUGGGAUGCCUCCUCGUCGUGAGAAACGCAACUCUGGUCGUCGUAAUGGUGGUGGACCAAAUGAACCUGAUCCAAAUAUCGUAGCUGCUAUCACUCAGGCCUUUACUGCUAUGUUGCCUACACUUGUUCAGGCCGUACGUGGUCCUGAUCCGAAUUCAAAUCCUAAUCCAAACCCUAACCCCAAUCCUAAUCCGAACCCUAAUCCCAAUCCAAAUCCGAACCCUAAUCCAGACCCAAUCCCAAACGGUGUAAUUGGGGAUUGGCUAGAUAAGUUCAUAAAACAGAAACUGAGAUCUUUCACAAAGGCAACCACUCCAAUUGUAGCAAGGGAUUGGAUUGCUAAUAUCGAGAAAAUAUUCCGGGCAUUAGGAGUUGGCGAUGAAUUUAAAUCGAGAUUAGCAUCGUAUAAACUAGAAGAAGAUGCACAAACUUGUUGGAUUUCUUGGGUCAGCGCUGGAACACCAGAGGAACAAGCAGAGAAAUAUCAAUGGGCAGUUUGUGAUUGGAUUCGUAGAGCAAUCAUCCAGUCAACGUUCCCCACUGUUGCAGAGGCCGCUAAGGCUGCCAAAAGGGUUGAUAUGGAGAACAAGAAUCUUUGGGUGGUUCCAGUAAUAGUAGGAAGAGAAAUAGAGACGAAUACCACACUCCGUUCACUAGUGAGUCGCCUCAAGCACCUACUCGAAAUAAUCAAAGCAAGCAAUAUGGGGAAUAGGUCAUCGGGGAGGAAUACUAGACCAUGGCAUGGAAGGAACCAAAAUCAGGGUCAGAUCAAAACCUACCGGCCACCAACCCAAGCUCAACCCGUAAACCAGAGAGGUAACUCGAACCCUACUCAGCCUCCAAUGUGUAAACAUUGCAACAAGCGUCACCCAGGCAUGUUUCGUCGACUUACUAGGGCUUGCCUUAAGUGUGGAGAUAUGGGGCAUAAGAUUAAUGAGUGCCCAAAGGCUGGAAACCGACCAACUGAUACCACUAAGGGAGCUACUGUGCCACCUACUACUGGAGGGCGUGUUUUCUCAUUGACUGCAGGGGAAGCUGCUAAUGCUCCAGUCUCUCAACUAAUUGCCCAACAUCUUAAAAUUUCGCCUUCUCUAUUGGAUCAAGCUUUAGUUAUUUCUACACCAAUGGGAAAUCCUUUAGUUAUUACUCACGUCUAUAAAGAUUGCCCGCUUGUGAUCGGAAAUGUUAUUCGUAUAGCGAAUCUUUAUCCCAUGCAAAUGAGAGAUUUUGAUGUCAUACUAGGCAUGGAUUGGUUAUCCACGCAUCGCGCUACCAUCGAUUGUCACUCCAAACGAGUCAUUUUUGGUGAUAUUCUGAAUCCUGAAUGUAUUUAUCAAGGAACUCAACCUCGAAAAUCCAUUAAAAUCAUCUCUACUCUUAAAGCUCAAAAACUUAUAUCCCAUGGAUGCGAGGGAUUCUUAGCUGCUAUUAAAGAUACCUCAGUGGAUACACCACGUGUCGAAGACGUUCGUAUUGUUCGAGACAUCUCUGAUGUCUUUCCAGAAGAAUUACCAGGGAUACCACCUGAACGUGAAGUAGAGUUCACUAUUGAUUUGAUUCCCGGAGCUGAACCUAUUUCUAAAAAACCCUAUCGUAUGGCCCCAUUAGAGUUAAAGGAAUUCAAAGAGCAGCUGCAAGAACUUUUGGAACUUGGAUUCAUUAGACCUAGUGUUUCACCUUGGGGAGCACCGGUCACCAUUCGUAAUCGCUAUCCCUUACCACGUAUUGAUGACCUUUUUGACCAACUCCAAGGAGCGAAGUUUUUCUCAAAGAUUGAUCUCAGAUCAGGGUACCAUCAGUUGAGGGUCAGAGAUCAAGAUGUUCAUAAGACAGCUUUUCGUACCCGGUACGGUCACUAUGAGUUUCUAGUCAUGCCUUUCUGUUUAAUAAAUGCUCCUGUUGUUUUUAUGGAUCUUAUGAACCGAGUAUUUCAUGAGUACUUGGAUCGAUUCGUUAUUGUAUUCAUCGAUGACAUCUUGGUGUUUUCUAAAAGUAGUGUAGAGCAUGAGGACCAUCUUCGCACGGUUCUAGGAACUUUACCCCAGGAGAAGUUAUACGCAAAAUUUUCUAAGUGCAACUUUUGGCUUGAACAAGUGGCGUUUCUAGGUCACAUUGUAUCAGUGGAAGGUAUCACAAUGGAUCUAUCAAAGGUGGAAGAUAUCACUAAAUGGCCCAGGCCAACUUCAGUUACCAAAGUUCGGAGUAUUCUUGGUCUAGCGGGUUAUUAUCGACGUUUCGUAGAGGGAUUUUCUAUUUUGGCCUUACCUCUCACUCAACUCUUGAGGAAAGGGGUAAAAUUUACUUGGAACGAUGAUCGGGAAAAGAGUUUUGAGGCACUGAAAGUGAAGAUCGAACCGAACCUCAUCACUCAGAUAAAGGAAGCUCAAAAAGAAGAUGGUGAGCUUUGGGCGAUGUUACAAAAUAUGAGAGUAGGAAAACAAUCUGAAUUUCGAGUGGAUGAACAUGGAACAAUAUGGUGUGGGAAACGUUUAUGUGUGCCAGAUGAUUCCACUCUUCGUGAAUCAUUAUUGACUGAGGCACACAGUUCACCAUAUUCUAUACACCCUGGAUCCACAAAGAUGUAUAGGGAUUUGAGGCAACAUUUUUGGUGGAGUGGUAUGAAAGAAGAUGUAGCUAGACAUGUGAGCCAGUGUUUGAUUUGUCAGCAAGUGAAGAUUGAACAUCAACGGGCUAGUGGAUUAUUACAGUCAUUAGAUAUUCCUGUAUGGAAGUGGGAUGAUAUUUCUAUGGACUUUGUAACUCGUCUACCAAGAACCCUUAUUAAGAAUGAUGCUAUUUGGGUUGUGGUAGAUAGACUUACAAAGUCUGCUCAUUUCCUGCCCAUUCGUAAAGGGUACUUGGUGAGUAAGCUAUCAGAGAUAUUCCUUCAUGAGAUUGUUCGAUUGCAUGGUACUCCGUCAUCUAUAGUGUGUGAUAGAGAUCCAAGUUUCACAUCACGGUUCUAG